This is a messenger RNA of Hydractinia symbiolongicarpus, 1032 nucleotides long. RefSeq lists its product as uncharacterized. NCBI's taxonomy places the organism in Eukaryota, Metazoa, Cnidaria, Hydrozoa, Anthoathecata, Hydractiniidae. The record is from RefSeq and is a predicted model, not a curated record. The coding region runs from base 1 to 1032 and encodes 343 amino acids. The transcript has 2 exons.
AUGAGGGUAGGGCUACAAGAGGAAGCUUUUGCAAAUUGGUGGCUUAAAUUAGGCGAUGAAAGGCUACCUGUAAAGCACGAUGAUCCACUGCACGGCUGCAUGCCUCCUGAAUGUGUCCUUCAACACAAUGAGGACCGCAUUCAAGCUAUUUUUGGGGAUGUUGCAGCAGCUGAUUUUAGGAGUCGUGUUAUUUUGACACCAACAAAUGAUGAAGCUCUAGAAAUUAAUGACCUCAUUUUAAAAACACUUCCCGGGGAAACGCGAACUUAUGUUUCCAUUGAUUCAGUUCUUUCAGACGACCCUGAAGAACUUGGUAUGUAUCCUAUGGAGUUUUUAAAUAGCAUUACGCUUUCUGAUAUGCCGCCACACAUGUUGCAUUUGAAAUCCGGGUGUAUUGUAAUGCUCUUAAGAAAUCUUAGCCUAAAAAAUGGAUUGUGCAAUGGCACAAAAGUAGUUGUUUGCCACAUGAGAGACAAUGUUCUUGAUUGUGAACUUCUUGCUGGGAUUGCUGCAAGUAAUCGUGUACUAAUUCCACGCAUUGCACUUGCUCCCAAUGAUACUAACUUGCCAUUUCAAAUUAAACGUGUUCAAUUUCCAUUACGUCUUUCGUACGCCUUGACCGUAAACAAAAGUCAAGGUCAAACUUUUGAAAAAGUUGGAAUAUAUCUUCGCAGACGUUGCUUUAGCCAUGGUCAACUUUUUGUUGCCUUUUUAAGAGCUCGCGCUCUUAGACAUGUCAAGGUCAAGGUUAGUGUGAUAUCUCCUAAACAUAGGCAUACUUUUUACCGGUAUGCAUGGCAGUAUCAGUUGUGUUCUGUCAAAGUGGGCAAUGUUGAUAUGUGUUUUGUCCAUGGACAGUGCUCAAAGCUUCUUCACAGAAAGUUCUUGCAACUUACUAUGAUUAAACUUUGCGUUCUGUCCAAAAUAUUUGCACGAUUGCCAGUUAUUUUGUGGAUACCAAAACGGUUUUACACAGUGUUGCUACAGAGCGUCUAUCUUAUACACCAUCUAACGUGUAAACGUUGGAUGUAG